This is a messenger RNA of Drosophila takahashii, 420 nucleotides long. RefSeq lists its product as uncharacterized. NCBI's taxonomy places the organism in Eukaryota, Metazoa, Arthropoda, Insecta, Diptera, Drosophilidae. The record is from RefSeq and is a predicted model, not a curated record.
AUGCGUCUCUCAUUCGUAUUUUUCCUGACCGUUCUCGGUUGUCUGCUGUUCAUCCAGGAGGGAAGUGCCAGUGGUGACACAGCCGAUCCCACUGAUGAGACGACCACCACCGCAACCACCUCUGCCACCGACUCCUCUGAUGCAAACUCCGAUAUCACUGAAUCCAGUACCACUGAAGCCAUUCCCGCUGAAUCCGCUGACACCACCACCACCACCCCCUCCUCCUCCAUAACCGUGACCGUAUCUUCUUCAAGUAGUGACGCAUCCGCUGCGGCCCGGAGGCGCAGGCGUGCCCGUGCCCGUGCCCGUCGACUUGCCCGUCGCCGGCAGGAAAGGAGACGGGCCCAGCAGCGCAGGAGAGAAAGGUUGGAACAGGUCCUUCAGAGGCAGCGCGAACGUAUCAACAAACUGAGAGGGUAG